GCAGUCGAUUCUCGAAUCGUAGCCCACGCAUGUCGCGGGUGCGUCAGUCGAACGCUCGAAUCAGUUUUUUUUGCCUGUAGGGCGACAAAAGCUGCGCGAAACGUUGUUUUCCGUGUGUUUUUCGCCCAGGGGGGACACGCGACGAAGAGGAACGGCCACUUUUCCGACGAAUUAUCGCCGACAAGCCCCGACGCUCGACAUACGACCGGAAACGCGAAAAUCACGGCUCGCAACGGGAACAAUUUUCCGUGUCAGGUGUCAUCGAACCGCCACCACGUGUAGAGGCGUCACAAUACAAAUAAAUAGUAAGCGCGCUGGCUGGACGCCAACGCGCGCCAUUGUCGCCUCUGAAAUUGGAGAUGUACAUUCCCAAUUGAGCCGGAUAAUCGUGAGAAUUAUCCAACGAUCUUUCACAAACCACGAGUUCUGUCACGGUGUCACGGCGCACGAGAAAAAGUAACUGCGAAAUAGUCGUUGCGCUCCGAUUGGGAUGGUAGUAACUCGCACCUGCGAAAUAAUAAUUGAUGCUACCAAGGCAAGGAAGGAAAUUAAAAAAAGGUGGUACAAAACAUAUUAUUCUUCACGUACUAAAAUAUAGUCUAGAUCGAUUGAUUUGAUGCGAGAUGUCAGCACGAAGGAGAAAGAUAUAAUAUAUUGGACUCGAGUUAACCGAGGGAAACGAUCGCUUCUGAGCUGAAGAACAAAAUUAAAAACACAUGUGGUAGAAAGCUGCAACCUCAGCAUACCAAAACACAAUCUAGAGCAAUCAAAUCCACCCAAGUCACCGCGAUGGUAUAGAGUUUUCGUAAAAGAAUAAACCGAGGGGAACGAAGGUACAACGAGGAGAGGCGACCAAGAGACUUUUUAGAAAUUUAACCGAAGACUGCGGAGGCAUUUGAUUUAUGUCGUGCACGUUCGGUGGCACAUGCAUGACGACACCGGCAUGACUAUGUCGGAAAUGUGACCGCUGUCUAUAUGCCGUCUACACGUAUGACGACAUCUGGGGUGUCUCGUCGAGAUUUUUUCAGACGUGUCUCGCCGAGUCCACUUCGCGUCUACUACGGUCGAUGAUCUCUCAGGCUUUUCCCUUGAUACUUUUCCCACUUUCUAACAAGCCUCAGUAUCCCUCGAAAACGUUGAAAGUGUGACAAGAGCGUAAUUAAGGGGACUGAUGCAUCCCUGAGAUCAGACUCGGGAGAUUAUCGACAGAAACUAUUUAGCGACGCGGAGAGUUUGCAAAUAUUUGUGAAAUAUUUCUUCUUUGAAAGACUGGUAUAAGAGACCAACUCUGUGUUAUUUUUUUUUAAUUCAAUAUGUGGGCUCCCGUAAUUUCUAUCUUGUGGACCAUCGUGUACAUGGUGCAACGUAAAAUUACGAUGAAAAGUAUCGUGUAUCCCUCGUACUCGGAAACUGCAGAGGCUCACAGGGCUCUGGAGCUGCUGGAAGAUUACCACGCCAAGCUGACGAGGCCCCAGGACAAACAGCUGCGAUUGGCCAUCGAGCGUGUCAUCCGUAUCUUCAAAAGCAGACUCUUCCAGGCGUUGCUGGGUAAGAAGUUGAAAUUAUUAACCCGUGUGACCUCGUUCGGGAGUCUCAAUUUUAUGUGAGUUUUAUCAUUUUUAUUCUACUCUAAUUCUUUCGUUGCUACUACAACACGACUACAUUAUUGACUUCUGUGAAUUUUAUACACGUCUACGAAAUUAACGUUUACGAUUUAAUAUCUUUAAUAUUACCUACCUCACAAAUAUCCACAUCUUCGCCAAAAUUUUCACAAACAUUUCUCGAAAAAUAAGCUCUUAAUAUUCCUCGUAAAUAUUCCUAUCAAUUAUUUAGUAUCCCCCCAAAAACCUACCUCUUUUUACGCUAAAAUUUCUGUUUCAUAGCACGCCGCGAGAAAUGUCAUAAUCUCGGUACAGACGUUCCGCGGAACAGACUGACAAGCACGUCGCGAUGCCACGUACACAGCAUUAUCAUAUAUUAAAGCGUAUCAGACGUCGCGUGCAUCAGCGUUCGUGCAUAAUUCACGCACGACGCGUGCACGGAAGACUCCGGAGCCGUUUUUCCAAGGCAGCCUCUUGCGUUAUGCUUUCCUGGCCUCGCGGGGGUAUCCUGACUGGAGAACUGAAAAGAAUCGGCCGCGAUCCCAUAAAGGCUUCGAAUGCAUCCGCCGCCCGCUGCCUUCUACCUCGUUACGCGCGCAGAAAUAUCGACGUUGGCGGGGGAGGGGGUGGUAGUUCAAUGUCUACCCAUUCCGCCCUAAGGGUAGAAUUUUUUCCUCCACCUGUGUCUUUUCACCACCCCCGCGGAAGCCGGUCCAUUGGCCUCGCGAAUGCAACGGGUAAUUCCAGCGCGAUUCAUCAAAGGUAAAAGCUUGGUGUGAAUAGAGGGGGCCCAGGCGAUGCGCGGAGUUGCGGGAUAGUGGGACGGUACGACGGGCGAAAUGAAAAACGGAACAUCAAAAAUAAAUGCGCGAGGGGAAAAAAGAGAACGUCUACCGGAAACCGUUCUAACGCGCGAAUUGCGGUGUUCUUUGUGCUCGCGCUCGCUGCGCGCAUACGGAGGACGUUUCGUUCUCUUCGUGUUCCUCGUACGGGGGGUAUGUAAAGUGGUUGUGUAAAUGACCAUUAUCUUGUUGCGACCUCCGGCAAAUUGUGUGGAAAAGUGGGCGCCGGGAGGUUUCUUUUCUCGUGUGGCUGCUUUGGCACCAACUGGACGCUUCCAACCUUUUUCACUUGGGCCAAGAGUGGGAAAUAUUUGUGAUUUUUGAGAGAAAAGAAAGUACAAGACGUUCGUUCAUGAAAUGAUCGGUUUUUGCUUGAAAAUGUAUUCCUAUUAACCCAUUCACUGCCAACUACGAGAUGUCUUACUCAAGGGAUAAGCUUAUAGCCUUUUGAGUUACGAAUUAUUGCAAAAGAAGAUCAUAAAUUUACUUUUUAAAACAACAAAUUUAAUAUCACUUUUUAUUAUCAAAAUAAUAAUUUAGAUUACACAUCUGUAUUAAAUCUUGACGUCCAAGGCAAAAUGCUUUUUUGCUUGGGAGUAAAUGGGUUAAUGGUUGCAAACAGUAGUAGCACUCAGAACUUUUCAUUAUUAAUCAUUCACCAUUCAAAUAAUAAGUACCCUACUGUAAUCGACAAUAGAAGCGUACCGAGGACAACAAACUGCACGAAUUGUUCAUUUACAAUGUAACUAUACAAUCGUACGAAUUUGUAAAUGCCAUUCGAGAUAAAGGCAGACCGAGUACUCGUACUUGAAGAUGAAUCGUGUUAAGCUCCCCAGUCACAGAAAAAUUGGCAAAAGAACAAAGUGCUUUGCACCACAAUGGCGUCAGCUUUCUGAAUACGGGCUCAUUAAACCGGUGAAACGCAGCCAGCGAUUCUUCUCUGACAUUCAUUGUGGUCGCGAUGCAUCCCUCUCGAAGAAACAAGAGUUGAACUUGGACGAAUUAAAUCACUGCCAUCGAUUCGUACCGAUGAUAAACAUUCAAUGACAGCAAUAGCAUUCAUGUGCGUAUCAUUCUGCGCUGCUGAGGGGUGUAAACGCUCCGUUGUCGAAGAUAACCGACAUUUUCCUGUUUAUUAUCAAGCGAAACGAACCAUAAAAUACAAUUACAAUGCAAGAGGGCGCGAUCGCAGCUCGCGCAGCGACGGUUAAUUCAACCAAUUUUCAUCGUUCCGAACCAAUUACCGAUAAAAUUCAAUUGCGCUCACGCGUAACAAAACCCCGCGAGUGUUGCAGCGUUUCUGGUCUCAUGUAAAUUACUCUGGACUCCUCUUUUUUGCAGCUGUCUGAUCUAGAAUUUCAUUGUUUGUUGCGUUGCAGUAAGAGAGCAUUGUGAGAUCAUUGUACAGCACGUAAUAGCUUUUCUCUCGAAUUGCUGCCAACAAAUUCAUUACUGAUGAAAGAAUAAAAAAAAACUCGUGAAGAAAACUGAUGGAAAUACAAAAAAAAAAUGUUAAGUAAGGAGCACUACCAGAUCUUUCCAACAAAAACUCAUUCUUUGCAUUGCCCUAACGCAAAACAGAAAACCCUUUCUUUAAUCAUUACUCCUUUGAAUUCGAGCAACUUCUACACCGUGGCGAAUCCGAUACGACGAGACUGGAACUGGCUCCCGUCCCACUUUUUCCGCUCCUCGAGCAGCAACUUAUCGAGUCGGACAUCCGAGUACAAAGUACUUCAUUUCGCUUCAGCAGGGACAAACGGGGGGCCAAGAUAAUCGGGGAGGAGACUGGUUGGAACAUCGUCGGAAACUUCACCCUGUAAAUACGAAAAACGAACAUUGGAGAACACUGGCGAUACGGCGGACUGUCCAGAGAAGAAAGUAAUAAAGGAGAACUGGCGGUGCACUCUCUGCCGCGUCUCUGUGCAUAGUUGCGUCUCUUAAGUUACGCUGGUUGGGAACUUGCUGACUCGGUUGCGGUGCGUUUAAAUCUUGGCAAUGGGCUUCCCGGGGCUCCGCUAUUUUCCAGGGCCACUUUAUUACCUGGAAUACCGUGGAAGCUCGUUAGGAAAAGCUUCGGCUAGUCGGCGUCCAAACGAUGAUUCAUCCUCGAAUUACCUGGCCACAUUUCUCUCUCUCUCUCUCUCUCUCUCUCUCUCUCUC
Messenger RNA from Hylaeus anthracinus, 4603 nucleotides. RefSeq lists its product as uncharacterized. The coding region runs from base 1314 to 1607 and encodes 97 amino acids. The record is from RefSeq and is a predicted model, not a curated record. Gene Ontology annotation, molecular function: protein binding. The transcript is spliced from 3 exons. NCBI's taxonomy places the organism in Eukaryota, Metazoa, Arthropoda, Insecta, Hymenoptera, Colletidae.